This is a messenger RNA of Racocetra persica, 810 nucleotides long. The record is from the annotation of a GenBank genome assembly. Lineage: Eukaryota; Fungi; Glomeromycota; Glomeromycetes; Diversisporales; Gigasporaceae.
AUGGAAUCUUGUACUAUGUUGGGCUCUUGCAAUUGUUCUCAAUGCAUUGAUUGGAAUGCUCCAUUGUGCCAACUUUGUUUUUCUAACAGAUGUGAAAUAAAAUCUUUCCCAGAUUAUGAAACAUAUUGUGCUUCUUGUGUUCCACGAGAUAAGGAAACCAUUGUCUUUAUCAUCGGUGAUAUGAAAAAAAAGAUCAUAACAAGGAGAGAUAUAAUCAAAACCCAAACGAAUUCCCUCUUCGCAUUACUACUAAACGAUGGUAAUAUCAAACGAGAUGAUGACCAUGUCUUUGAGGUUCCGCUUAAUCUGAAGUUUCUGAAUGAAAUUGAACGUGCACUUCAAGGCCAUGAAGUGAUUACUGAAUAUGAAAAUGAAGAUCUUAAAAAUGAGUUGUAUUUCUUUACCGGUUGGGAAAAUAUCGAACUACUUUUUGAAUCGGAAGAUUUAUGUUCGUGUGGUAACAGGAGAUACAAAAAGAAUUCAAAGUGCAAAGAGUGUCAUGAAAAUUUAUUGAAGGAACAUGCACCGAUAUGCAGAUUGUGUAGAGAGGAAAAAGUUGGUUGGGAUAAAGGAAGGAAGCGUUAUUUUAAUUUAUGCAGAAAUUGUGGUCGUGAACAGAUAUCAUGCAACAUGUGUAAAUCUGGUAAGAAGUACUGGGAUCAUAGUAAAAGAGCAUAUCUUGAUAAGUGUAAAAUGUGUAUUGAUUUCAUAGAAAGGAAUAAUUCUAAACUAGAUUUGGAAAUUACUUGUGAAAAAUGUAGUAACAAAUGGGGACAAAUAGUAAAACAUGUGAAAGAUAGACACUGUUAG